Messenger RNA from Miscanthus lutarioriparius, 900 nucleotides. The record is from the annotation of a GenBank genome assembly. Lineage: Eukaryota; Viridiplantae; Streptophyta; Magnoliopsida; Poales; Poaceae.
AUGGCAAACCAAGCUCUAGCUCCAUUCGUGCUCGUGGCCUCCCUCUUGGUGGCGUUCCUUGCCACAUGCCAUGCCGGUGGCAUCGCCGUCUACUGGGGCCAGAACGACGGCGAGGCGUCCCUGUCCGAUACGUGUGCGUCAGGGAACUACAAGUUCGUCAUCCUCGCUUUCGUCUACAAGUUCGGCAAGGGCCAGACGCCGCAGCUGGACCUCGCCAGCCACUGCGACCCCUCAUCGGGUGGCUGCACGGGGUUGAGUGACGACAUACGUUCGUGCCAGAGCAGCGGCAUCAAGGUCCUGCUCUCGAUCGGCGGCGGUGACGGCAGCUACGGCCUGUCGUCCCAGGGGGACGCGCGGGACGUGGCCGCCUACCUCUGGAACAAUUACCUGGGCGGCACGUCGUCGUCGCGCCCCCUCGGCGACGCCGUCCUUGACGGCAUUGACUUCGACAUCGAGCUCGGCGGCUCCAAGUACUGGGACAGCUUGGCCAGGGACCUCAAGAACAUGGGCAAGAACAAGGUCGGCGGCAAGGGGGUGCUCCUGAGCGCGGCGCCGCAAUGCCCGUUCCCUGACGAGUGGGACAACGGCGCGAUCAACACAGGGCUGUUCGACUACGUCUGGGUGCAGUUCUACAACAACCCUCCGUGCCAGGUGAACGCAGGCCGCGGCGCGUUCAUGGACGCGUGGAAACAGUGGGAGUCGGUUCCGGCGGGGCAGAUCUUCCUAGGCCUGCCAGCCUCCAAGGACGCGGCCGGCACCGGGUUCGUGCCCGCCGACGAUCUCAACUCUAACGUGCUGCCGCUCAUCAGGGGAUCGCCCAAGUACGGCGGCGUCAUGCUCUGGUCCAAGUACUACGACGACCGCGCAGGCUACAGUGACGCUAUCAAGAGCCACGUGUGA